AUGGCCAAGCCCAAAGAGCUGUCCAAAGACACUAGAGACAAAAUUAUACACCUCCACAAGGCAGGAAAGCGCUACGGGGAAAUUGCCAAGCAGCUUGCUUCAUUCUUUCUUAAAACUGAAUUAUUAUCUCUUCAGAAACAAAAGAUCCACUCACAAAAAAUACAGAUUUUACAUUUGAGGAGAUUCAAAGGAAAAAGAAUAGAGAAAAAUGAUCUGGAAGUGAUAAUUCGUCCCCAUUUAAAGGUUUCCUCUCAUGAGUUUGAGCUCUAUGCCAUAAUAAACCACUACGGCUUAUAUGAUAAUGGACACUUUAAUGUAGACAUCAAAUGUGAAAAUCAACAAUGGUAUCUUUUUGAUGGAACCCACAUGUGUGAGAGUUAUUUGAACAAUCUUUCACAAAGAAAUGAGAACUUCGUGUACAGGUCUUCAAGUGCUUAUAUGCUCUUCUACAGACCCAAUAAACACAAUUCAUGAAUGCAGUCGUGUGAAUCGCUCAUGAAAGAAGAUGAAGGUCUGGACUGUAUGGACAUCAGAUGAAAUCAAGAAGACAUUCACAUAAUGCAUCUCAACAUAUAAUCACAGAUGCUUUACAUUGCAUGCCUUUAAAUAUUAUUUAGUUGACUUUUUUUUACAAAUUAUCUUAAAAACAUAAUAUCUGCGUAUUAAAUAAAAACAUUCAUACAUUGUUUUUAAUGUUUAAUAUUGAUAACAAAUGUAGCUGAUAGCAGUUGCAUAGACUAAUCACUUUUCAUAAAAUACACAUUAUAAUCAACAUUAUAGAUCAAAUAUCUUGAAUGUCAUUGAGUUUUCAAAUGAUUAUUUGGUUGUUAGGGAUAAUUUAGUAAAUGAACACAUACAUGUUAUCAGUUGGUGGUAUUUAUCUGCACAUUGAGACUGUAAUACU
Messenger RNA from Paramisgurnus dabryanus, 904 nucleotides. Lineage: Eukaryota; Metazoa; Chordata; Actinopteri; Cypriniformes; Cobitidae. The record is from RefSeq and is a predicted model, not a curated record.